Molecule: messenger RNA, 1653 nt
Organism: Dermacentor andersoni
Lineage: Eukaryota; Metazoa; Arthropoda; Arachnida; Ixodida; Ixodidae
Product: E3 ubiquitin-protein ligase KCMF1-like
Biological process (GO): synaptic signaling
Cellular component (GO): plasma membrane
Molecular function (GO): zinc ion binding
Source: RefSeq, a predicted model, not a curated record
AUCGAAGGCAGGAACGUCGUGUAGACGGAGUACAUCGCGGUGGUGUACACCUUUGGCUAGAAUGAGAAGUUUUCUUCGGCAUAUUUGUUAAAGGACAGCCGCCGAUGCUGGCAUAGUGAAUGUAUAUUUCCGCUUUAAGCUUGGAAUUAUUCGUGCCGCCUCGUCUUACGGGCCCUGUUUACUUCUUUAUUUUGUUUCUAGGAUGUCUCGGCAUGAAGGAGUGAGCUGUGAUUCCUGUAUGAAAGCGAACUUUCGGGGCAAACGUUACAAGUGUCUAAUCUGCUACGACUACGACCUGUGUGGCACGUGUUACGAGGCAGGAGCAACCAACACAAGGCACACUCCAGACCACGCCAUGCAGUGCAUUUUGACACGCUCAGACUUUGACCUAUACUAUGGUGGGGAAGCUGUUUCUGUGGAACAGCCACAGUCAUUUACCUGUCCAAUUUGUGGCAAGAUGGGCUUUACGGAACUUACCCUUCAAGAACAUGUGACAGCUGAGCACACAGACGCCUCAUCAGAAGUGGUGUGUCCUGUCUGCGCUGCAUUGCCUGGAGGGGAGCCAAACCAUGUGACUGAAGAUUUUGCAGCCCACCUGAGCCUAGAACACCGAAGUAACAGAGACUUGGAUGAACCUUCUGGAUCCCGGCAUGUACGUAGGAUUCCUCAUCCAGCUGGCAGGGGCAUGAGCAGUGCUCGAGCUCGGCGCUCUCAAAUGCAGUUCUCUUCCACUGGAGGUCUCUCUGCACUGUCUCCUAGCAACAGAGACUCUAUGGAUCCAAUUGCCGAGCUACUGUCACAGCUGUCAUCAGGUGUGCGCCGCACAGCCACCUUGGCAGCACCCAGCACCACAUCGCAGAUUCAGCAGUUGCAGAUGCAGCUUCAGCUGGAGCGGCAGCAGGCGCAAGCUGCACGCCAGCAGCUGGAGCGCUUGCCUCGUCGUCAGGCACACCUGGCCAGCCCGGCGACUGCAGCUGCCACACUGCACUGCCCACAGACUGCCACCACACCUGCCUCUGCGCCUAGUGGCGAAGCCCCUGCCCCUGCAGCUCACUUUCUGCUCUCCAGGUGUGUAGAGCCAAGCCUUGCAGAGUCUGAACAGCAAGCACUGGAGCUGGAGCGUGCUGAUCGAAGUUUGUUUGCCCAAGAGCUACUGCUGACCACAUUGGCUGAGCGGUUGCAUUGGCCUCCUGGUUGUGCCUGGACGCAGCAGGGCACAUCCAAGCCUGCCGUAGCUACGACACCACCUUGCACUGCUGUGGAGCUGUCUGUUGUGGAGAACCCUGAACGGGCCGCGUCAACUGCGCCUACUGCUGAGCGUGCUCAAUCAGAACGAGCCCAGCCUGACCGGAGCCUAUCACGGGAAGGUCGGCUAUCUCCGUCACGUCGAAAAGUGGUGCGCGUGCUGGACGAGCGGAACAAACUGAAGGAGCCACCGCAUUGAGUGGGCUAUGUGGGGGAGAAGACACCGCUUUUGUUUUACUGCUGCUGGACCCCCCUCCCCUCCUGCUGGAAGACUUUGCCGGCUACCGGUCUCUCACGUUGUGGGGUGGGUCAGCAACCCGGUAUUUAUUCUGCUGCCAGAGUGCAUGGCCUUGUGGAUAUAGCAUAACUAGAUCAAGACGGAUGAAAUAAAAUGUUUGCAACUGAUAA